AUGGGCAACCCUAGAACGUUCAAAGAUCUCAAUGAUCAUGUGCGCAUGAUCAAGCCUUGUCUUGUUUUUCUUAUGGAGACGAAGAUGGUUGUUAGUAAGUUAGAAAGUAUCAAGUAUAAGCUGAAUAUGGAGGGUUGCUUCGGAGUAAGCUGUGAAGGGAAGAGUGGAGGUUUAGCUCUCUUUUGGGAUAGUUCUGUAUCAAUUUCAAUAAAGAGUUACUCUAGCUUUCAUAUUGAUUGUUUUGUAGAGGAUGUAAAUCAGCUGCAAUGGAGGUUCACUGGGUUUUAUGGUAAUCCAACACAAUCUCAAAGAAUCCAUUCUUGGAUGCUUCUGAAGAGAUUGAAGGAUUUGUUCUCGGGUCCUUGGGUUUGCGGUGGAGAUUUCAAUGAGAUCUUAGAUGCUUCUGAGAAGGAUGGAGGUAAUCCUAGGCCUGAGUAUCUUAUUAGAAAUUUCAAGGAAUCAUUAGAGUAUUGUGAGCUUUUUGAUACUAAUGUUUCGGAGAAAGGUUUCUCUUGGUGGUGCAAGAGAGCGUCUGGAGUUAUCAGAGAAAGGUUAGAUCGUUUUGUUAUUAAUCUAGGGUGGCAAACGCUCUACCCUAACUUUGGAGCUCAUCUUCUCGAUUUUGGUAAUUCUGAUCAUAGACCUAUUCUGUUAUAUGGUCAGAAGAAGCGGAAUUUCAGGAAUAGAAGAAGAGGGAGUAGAUUUCAUCUGGAAGAGGUAUGGACUACUCAUGCUGAAUUUAAAGAUAAAGUUGCUGAGGUGUGGAAUUCUGGGGAUAGAGUGAUGUCUAUGGAGGAGAUUCCUAGGAAGCUGAAUUUUUGUGCUAAAGAGUUAGGGCAUUGGGGAAGACUUAAGUUUGGGAAUUUACAGAAAAGAAUUGCAGAGAAGAAAGGCACUUUAAAGAAUAUUCUUAAUGCUAGUAAUGGUUGUGUUUCCUUGGAGCAGGUGAAAUCUGUGGAAUUGGAGAUUGAGGAGCUGGCAUCAAAGAGAAGAGCUGCGAACAGGAUUGAGGGGCUUCAGGAUGAGAAUGGCAACUGGAAAGAAGAACCUAAUGAGAUUCAGGAGAUAAUUCAGAGUUAUUUUGCAAAUCUUUUUGAGUCCUCUAAUCCUAGUGACCAAGAGAUUCAGAAAGUGACUCAACAUGUGGAGGCUUCUAUUACAAAUGAGAUGAAUGAGAAACUGAUCAGAAGUUUUACUGCUGAGGAAGUUAUUAACGCUAUCAGAGAUACUCCAGCUACUAAGGCUCCCGGUAGAGAUGGCUUCCCUGCGUUAUUUUUCCAAAAAUAUUGGGAUAUAGUUGGAGAGGACGUGGUUAAGGUAUGUCUUAAUAUCUUGAAUGAUGAUGGUGAUUUAAGGUGUAUUAAUCAAACUGUUAUUGCUUUAAUUCCUAAAGUAAAGAAAGCUGCUAGGAUGACCCAAUUUAGACCCAUUAGUCUUUGUAAUGUGAUUUACAAAUUUAUGUCUAAGGUCUUAGCAAACAGGUUUAAAAACACCUUAGAUAGAGUUAUAGAUGUUGCUCAGAGUGCUUUUAUUCCUGAUAGACAGAUUAUUGAUAAUGGUCUUAUUGGUUUCGAGUGUAUUCAUGUAAUCAAAAAAUCUGUUAGGAAGAAGAAUGGGCAUGCUGCCAUUAAGCUUGACAUGGCAAAAGCCUAUGAUAAAGUAGAAUGGAGGUUUCUAAAAGCUAUGAUGGAGAGAAUGGGCUACUGUAGAGGGUGGAUUAAGAAAAUUAUGAAUUGUUUAAAUUCUGUCCAGUUUUCAUUUCUGGUGGAAGGGCAGGUUAAAGGGAAUAUUAAUCCAGAGAGAGGUCUGAGGCAGGGUGAUCCGCUCUCACCCUAUCUCUUCCUUAUUUGUGCUCAAGGCUUGUCGAGUUUGUUGAAUUCAGCGAUUGAUAAUGAUUUGAUUAGGGGUUUAAAGUUUGGAGAUAAUUGUGUGGUGUCCCAUUUAUUUUUUGCUGAUGACAGCCUUAUCUUUACCAGAGCAAAUGUAAAUGAUUGUGCAGUUAUUAGAGAUAUUUUGCAGGUUUAUAGUAAAGCUUCAGGUCAGACUAUUAAUCUUGAUAAGUCUGCUAUAUGUUUUGGCAAGGGAGCUGAUGUGAGACUUCAAAAUGAAAUUAGCCAGAUUCUUCAAAUUCCUAUUACUGAAUGCCAUGAAAAGUACUUAGGGCUUCCCUCUUCAGUAGGAAGGAGUAAAAGCCAGAGUUUCAAGUCUAUCAAGGAAAGAAUCUGGAACAAGUUGCAGAGUUGGAAAGGAAGUCUUUUUUCUAGUGGAGGGAAGGAAGUACUCCUCAAAGCAGUGAUUCAGGCAAUUCCGAGCUACUAUAUGAAUUGCUUUAAGUUCCCAAAGAGUUUAAUUAGAGAAAUUGAGAGGCUUUGCUGCAGGUUUUGGUGGGGAAGUGAAGAUGGAAACAAUAAAAUUCACUGGGCUAGAUGGAAGACCUUGUGCGAGCCAAAGUGUCUUGGUGGUUUGGGUUUUAAAGACUUAGAAUGUUUUAAUAAGAGUCUAUUGGCUAAACAAGGGUGGAGGAUUUUUAAGAAGCCAGAUUGUGUGCUAGCAAAAAUUCUUAAGCAUAGGUAUUUUAAGGACGGCUCGUUCUUAACAGCAGGAUGUCCUAAUUCUGCUUCAUAUACUUGGAAAAGUAUCUGGUGGGGAAGAGAGAUUCUCAUGGAAGGCUUAAGAUGGAGGGUCGGAGAUGGUAAGUCUAUUUAUAUUUAUCGAGAUAAAUGGCUUAACAGAGAGAAAACUUUCAGAGUGAUUAGUAAUCCUGUUCUUGCUGAAGAUGCUGUUGUUGGGGACCUCUUCCUAUGCCAGGGGCAAUGGAACUUGGAGCUUUUAAAGGCCUCUUUUGUUCCAGAUGAUGUGCAAUGUAAUUACUCUGUGAGGAGUGGUUAUAGGGUGGCUUUUGAUGCUAGAGUUUGUGGUUCAGGAUCUGAUAGUACAGGAGUGAGGCGCUGGUGGAAGUUUCUGUGGUGUUUAGCAAUACCCUCAAAGAUAAAGAUUUUUAUUUGGAGAUGUUUUCAGAAUUGGCUUCCUGUCAGAUUGAAUUUGAUUAAUAGAGGUAUGUGUAUUACUCAUAUAUGCCCUGUUUGCAAUAAAGAUAGGGAGUCUGCUAUUCACUGUCUUUGGUUUUGUAAAAAUGCUAAGAGUGUGUGGAAGGAGUGGAAUUGCUAUGAUAAUUUUGAGGUUAGAGAAAAUUGGAGUAUUCAGGAUUUGAUUUUCUAUGGCUUUCAGAUUUUAGAGAAAUCUGAUUUUAUUGUUUUUGGUGUGGUGUUAUGGCUCAUUUGGAAUAACAGGAACGGAGUUGUGUUUGGUAGAAAUUGUAAACCUGCUGCACUUGUGAUUGACUGGGCUCUUAGCUAUAUUGAGGAGUUUAAUUCUGCUAAAGUGCAUUGUGCUAAUAUUGUCCUGCCCCAUAGAUUUGCAGUGGGAGAUUGCAUAUGGGUACCUCCUAAGCCUGGGACCUUCACUGUGAAUGUUGAUGCAAGUUUUGACGUAGGCAAUGGCAGAUUCAGUACUGGUGUUGUUAUCAGAGACACUUUAGGGAAGGUGAGAGCUACGGCAAAUAGAAGAUAUGAGCAGCAAAUGGAUGUUAGUUCUGGAGAGGCUUGUGCUAUCAGAGAUGGGAUCAGUUUGGCGAUGGAAGCGAAUCUUAUACCUUUUCAGAUUUUAUCUGAUUCGAAGGUAACAAUUGAUACUUUCAAUAGCAAAAAUUCUCCCUGUAAUGAACUGAGUUUAAUAGCUGAGGACUGUAGAAGAAUGAUACCUAUGAACAGCUGCAUUGGCUUUUCUUAUGUCAAUAGAAAGGCUAAUAGGGCAGCUGAUAUUAUGGCUAGAUUGGCUUUUAAAGCUAUUGAUAGUUUUUCGGUUUGGUUGGGGUGUGUCCCUUCUGAAAUCAAAGAUUGUGUAUUGGCUGAUUCAUCAGCUGUGAAUUCUUGA
Messenger RNA from Mercurialis annua (annual mercury), 3933 nucleotides. RefSeq lists its product as uncharacterized. The coding region runs from base 1 to 3933 and encodes 1310 amino acids. NCBI's taxonomy places the organism in Eukaryota, Viridiplantae, Streptophyta, Magnoliopsida, Malpighiales, Euphorbiaceae. The transcript is spliced from 3 exons. The record is from RefSeq and is a predicted model, not a curated record. Gene Ontology annotation, molecular function: RNA-DNA hybrid ribonuclease activity; nucleic acid binding.